AAGCCGUAUGGCAAAGCGAAAAGGUAUAUUGAGACAGACCGGAGGAAAUCAGGCUGAGCGAUCACGAUACACGUGACUGAUGCACUCUAGAUUGCACUUGAUGUAUGGUGCUAUUCGUACUUGGUCUUCUACUUUGCGAAUCAGUAACCCAACAUCUUCAUGCGUUCGUUCCUUUCACGACAGUCUUCUUGAUGCCCGCCGCGAGCCUUGCUUGUGUUCGUCUCGUCUGUGUUCAGCUCAGGCUUCUUGUCUCACUAGGACGAGGAGUACGCAGCACGGGCUUCAGGCUACGCAUGUUCGACAUCUGCGAGCACCUUCUCGGCAAUGCUAGACCUCAUUUCUACUCACCACAUGCAUCGCCUUCCGUCCCAGGACCAUUCCCAAUGCGUGGGAUGCCUUCUAAAGGUCACAUGUUGCGCCAAAGCCUCAAUGCAUCAUUGACUCUCGGCACAACGAGCCAUUAAAUCCAUGACCCGCCCGGCCAAUUCUCGUGGGCCCUGCAUUGUGAGUAGAUGUGGCGGUGCUGCCAGCCCUACCUGCCAGGUCACAUU
Messenger RNA from Neohortaea acidophila, 551 nucleotides. RefSeq lists its product as uncharacterized. The record is from RefSeq and is a predicted model, not a curated record. Bases 105 to 464 code for a protein of 119 amino acids. The transcript has a single exon. NCBI's taxonomy places the organism in Eukaryota, Fungi, Ascomycota, Dothideomycetes, Mycosphaerellales, Teratosphaeriaceae.